AUGUUAACUCGAUAUGCAUCGAACAAUGCAGCUCUUCGAUGUGUUACAUAUUCUUUACAUAUGCUCAAGCGGCCUCCAUCUUCAUCUUAUCAAGCUAUGUCUUAUGUUCAUUCAUUACAAAAACCAACAAAUACUAUUCCGAUCUCAUCAAUAAAUAAUUCCAUAUUGCAUUUUGAUUCUCGUCCAUUUUCAUUAUCAGUAUCUCGAUUAUCAUCGGUUGUUCAAUUUAAAUUAGCUGAUAUUGGUGAAGGUAUACGUGAAGUUGAAGUUAAAGAAUGGUAUGUUAAAGUCGGUGAUCAAGUUAAACAAUUUGAUAAAAUUUGUGAAGUACAAUCGGAUAAAGCAAAUGUAACAAUAACAUCACGAUAUGAUGGAGCAAUAGUUAAACUUCAUUAUAAUGUCAAUGCAACAGCUAUAGUUGGUGAACCACUUGUUGAUAUUAGACUUCAACAUGGUAUUGAAGUACCAGCUGCAACUCAAUCUGCGCCUGUUAUUCCUGAAGAACCGGUGAAAACUGAAACAUUGAAUAAAAUUCCAUCACCAGAUAUUUUAGCUACGCCUGCUGUUAGACGAAUGGCAAAAGAUUUACAAAUUUCAUUAAAUGAUGUUCAAGGUUCAGGAAAAGAUGGAAGAAUUUUGAAAGAAGAUUUAUUAAAUCAUAAAUCUGCAGCAUCAAAACCUCCUCCAACUGCUUCUCCGCCAUCACCAGCAACUGUUAAAACAGCUCCAACAAUUAAACCUCGUCCAACAACAACAACAGUUGCUGAUCGUAAUGAACCAAUAAAAGGUAUUAAAAAAGCAAUGGUUAAAACCAUGACUCAAGCAAAUACGGUACCACAUUUUACUUAUUGUGAUGAAUAUGAUAUGUCACAAUUAGUUAAAUUACGAAAACAAUUAAAAAAACAAAAUAAAGAUAUUAAAAUAUCUUAUUUACCAUUUAUAAUUAAAGCAUGUUCACAAGCUUUAUUAAAUCAUCCAAUUCUUAAUGCACAUGUCGAUAGUAAAUGUGAAAAUAUAACUUAUAAAGGUUCACAUAAUAUUGGCAUUGCAAUGGAUACAAAAGAUGGUUUAUUAGUACCGAAUAUUAAAAAUGUUCAACAAUUAUCAAUAACUCAAAUUGCAAAUGAACUUAAUCGUCUUCAACAACUUGGAAAAGCAGGAAAACUAUCAACUGAUGAUCUUACAGGUGGAACGUUUUCAUUAUCAAAUAUUGGAGCUAUUGGUGGAACUUAUGCAGUACCUAUUCUUCUUUUACCAGAAGUUGCUAUUUGUGCACUUGGAAAAAUAGUGCGACGAAUCGUUCCCGAUGAAGAAGAUGAUGAAAGCUCUUCAUCAAGUUCAAGUGAUGAUGAAUAUUGCUCAUAUAGUGUUCGUUCAAUGAUGUCGGCUAGUUGGUCUGCUGAUCAUCGUGUUAUCGAUGGUGCUACUAUGGCUCGAUUUUCUAAUGAACUAAAAUAUUUACUUGAAAAUCCACUUCAACUACUUAUUAACCAAUAA
Molecule: messenger RNA, 1497 nt
Organism: Adineta steineri
Lineage: Eukaryota; Metazoa; Rotifera; Eurotatoria; Adinetida; Adinetidae
Source: the annotation of a GenBank genome assembly